AUGAAGACAGGUGCUAAUUGGCAACCAAGUUGGGAAACAAGACGAGUAACAAACAUCCAAGGUUCUCUAGCUGUGAUUUCUACAAAAGGUGAUAAAAGUUGGAUUUGGAUUAGGCGAGAUGCUUCUUGGUCUGUGGUUUAUAAAUUGGAAAAAAAUAAAGUUGGGGAAGGUGUAAUGGAAGUUUUGCAACUGAACAACAAUUGUGAUUUGUUGCUACGUACUUACUCUCACGGGCUUCAAGUUUAUAAUCCCAAGACAGGGGCGGGAUCAAGAAGACCAGGUUUGGCACUACCUUUUAUUCGGAUGGAAAGAUGGGCUUAA
Messenger RNA from Lactuca virosa, 321 nucleotides. NCBI's taxonomy places the organism in Eukaryota, Viridiplantae, Streptophyta, Magnoliopsida, Asterales, Asteraceae. The record is from the annotation of a GenBank genome assembly.